AUGGAAUUAAAUGACUCUCAACCAGGAAUGCAACCGCCGGUUACACAGCAACUUUUAAUAACACCAGGUGGAACAAAACAUUGGAUACCACAAUGCGACGAAUCGAUUAAACCGUAUCAAGGACAAAGAUUCCGGGAAUUACAUGAAGCGGUGAACUUCUACAAGACUUAUGCUCUUAACGUUGGAUUUGAUGUGAGGCAUAGCACGUUGGCGAAAUCACGUGACCAUACGGUUAUUUGGAAAUACCUCGUGUGCUCGCGAGAGGGUUACAAGAAGCGUGCAGUCAUCAGUCCUAUGGCACAUGCUAAAGGACACGGCACCAACAAGCAGAAGAAGCCAAAAUUCAACAAUGUGAAAUUUAGGCUUUGA
Striga asiatica is the source of this 369-nucleotide messenger RNA. The record is from the annotation of a GenBank genome assembly. Lineage: Eukaryota; Viridiplantae; Streptophyta; Magnoliopsida; Lamiales; Orobanchaceae.